AUGGCUGCCAUUGAGAGUUUUGACAACAUCUACCUGGACCUGUCGCGGGAACAUGGCAAAUGCAGGUUUGCCGAGAACGGCCUUGGGUGGAAGCCUGCGGGCGGCGGCGAUACCUUUACACUCGACCAGAGCAACAUCGGCGGCGCGCAAUGGAGCAGGGCGGCCCGGGGCUACGAGGUGAAAAUCUUGCAGCGGAAUUCGGGCGUCAUCCAGCUGGACGGCUUCCAACAAGAGGACUAUGAGCGACUUAGCAAAAUCUUCAAGAGCUGGUACAGCACCAAUCUCGAGAACAAGGAACAUUCGCUGCGUGGCUGGAAUUGGGGCAAAGCCGAAUUUGGCAAGGCCGAGCUCACGUUCAACGUUCAGAACCGACCCGCCUUUGAAAUCCCCUACUCCGAGAUUUCAAACACGAACCUUGCCGGUCGCAACGAAAUUGCGGUUGAGUUUUCGCUCGGCGAUGGUAGCAAGGCGAACGGUCAAAAUGGUGCCACAGCGGGGAAAGGCAGGAAGGCUGCGGCCGGGCGUGAUCAGCUCACGGAAAUGAGGUUCUACAUCCCCGGCACGACAACGCGAAAGGAGGCCGAAGGUGAGGACGCCGGGAGCGAUGCCGACGAAGAAGAGAAGAACGCCGUCACGCUGUUCUACGACACCCUUAUUGAGAAAGCCGAGAUUGGGGAGACGGCCGGCGACACCAUCGCCACCUUCCUCGAUGUUCUGCAUCUCACACCAAGAGGACGUUUUGACAUCGACAUGUACGAUGCGUCGUUCCGCCUCCGGGGUAAGACAUACGACUACAAGAUCCAAUACGAGGCCAUCAAGAAGUUCAUGGUUUUGCCGAAGCCCGACGACACCCACUUCAUGCUCUGCAUCGGGCUGGAUCCGCCUCUCCGGCAGGGUCAGACGCGCUAUCCCUUCAUCGUCAUGCAGUUCAAGCAGGACGAAGAGGUCACGCUUGAUCUCAACCUGUCGGAGGAGGAGCUCAAUGGCAAAUACAAGGACAAGCUGCAGCCCCACUAUGAACAGCCCCUGCACCAGGUCGUCGCGUAUAUCUUCAAGGGGUUGGCCAACAAGAAAAUUACAGCGCCUGCAAAGGACUUUACAACGCACCGCCAACAAUACGGCAUCAAGUGCUCCAUCAAGGCGAGCGAGGGCUUCUUGUACUGCCUGGAGAAGGCCUUUAUGUUCGUGCCGAAGCCGGCGACAUACAUUUCGUACGAACAGACGCAGUCCAUCACCUUCUCGCGCGUCUCGGGCGCCGUAUCGGCCCUCUCGACCUUCGACAUCACCGUCCACAUGAAGUCCGGCGCGGGCUCGUCACAAUUCAGCAACAUUAACCGUGAGGACCUGAAGGCUCUCGAGGACUUCUUCAAACUCAAGGGCUUGCGCGUCAAGAACGAAAUCGACGAGGAGACGACGCUCAUGGCGGCGGCGCUGCGGGACGAGGACAUGGCUAGCUCGGACGAGGAGGUUGUCGGACCCAAGGCGGACCGCGGCUCGGCGGAUGAGGACGAGGAGAGCGUGGACGAGGAUUUCCAGGCCGAGUCCGAGAGCGACGUCGCGGAGGAAUAUGACAGCAACCACGAGAGCGAUGGGUCGGGCAGCGCCGAGAGCGAUGUCGACAACCAGGUGGACGAUGAGGAUGAGGACGAGGACAUGGACGAGGAAGAGGAGGAGGAGCGGCCCAAGAAGAAAAAGAAGACUGGCUAG
Messenger RNA from Parathielavia appendiculata, 1707 nucleotides. Its product is annotated as POB3-like protein. NCBI's taxonomy places the organism in Eukaryota, Fungi, Ascomycota, Sordariomycetes, Sordariales, Chaetomiaceae. The transcript is spliced from 5 exons. Bases 1 to 1707 code for a protein of 568 amino acids. The record is from RefSeq and is a predicted model, not a curated record. Gene Ontology annotation, cellular component: nucleus; FACT complex. Gene Ontology annotation, molecular function: histone binding; nucleosome binding; DNA binding.